GGUCAAAAAAUUGCUGCGCUACGUGUGGAAAAAAAUUUUUUGUCCCUCUUUUUACUUCCAAAAUGUUGGGAGGUAUGCACACCGAGGAAGGACUCCGAGAUAGUGCCCUUAAAAAAACUGGCGGAGAUCAUAGGGAGGGUAAGCAGAACCUAGAGGCGCCCCUCAUUUGCAAUAUAUAUAUAUCACAGUCUGAGUCCAUAGAAACAGCUGUGAAUCACCAUACCAGUGAUACAGUGCAGAGAGCUUCUUCCAGCCCAGCUCAGCUAGGAACAUAGGAAGCACACAUGGCUGAGUAAAUAUUUAGCUUGGCACCCACAGUCUGAUCCCAGCCCAGUUAUAUUGAACAAGAGAUGGGGGGGGGGAGAUAAAAACAUAGACAGGAGAAAGCUGCAAAAUACCGGCAAUAGGAGUCCGUAAGCCUCACAAAGGGAUAUUGCACCGUUGUUCCAUAAGAAAAGUAAAGUCCACGAGGGAGUGGUAAAAAUGGCACCGACACAUCAAGGAAGAGAGGGUGGAGAGCCCCACUAGAGAAUCCUCUGAGUCGGAUAGCGAACAUGAAGGAGAGAAUGAUUUAUAAGCACAAAUCGCAAAGCUACCAUCUAAAGCAGAUAUUAAAAAAAUGUUGCGGGAAGUAAAGGUGUCUAUUAAAGAAGAUAUACAGGAUAUUAAAAACGAUAUGGUCGCAAUGGCUCAAUGCACGGAAGAGAUCGAAGGUACUAUAAGUAAAUUACAUACCAACCGGAAGGCUAUGGAUCUAAAAAUACAACAGCAGGGCAUUACUAUCAUAGAUCUCCAAAGACAGCUGGGGGACCAUGAAAACAGUAAUAGGAAAAAAUAAUAUCAGGGUAAGGGGAGUACCGGAGAAAAUACAAAUGGAAGAAAUAAAGGCUUUCUUGCAGCAAUUCUUCAAUAAUAUAUUGAGCAUAGAAAAGUCUAUGGACAUACAAAUAAAGAGAGCCCACCGAGUUCAGAAACCGAAAACGGUACCCCUAAAUGCCCCAACUGUGUUGUUUGCAAAGUUUCACAAUAAAUUCUACAAAAAAGCAAAAGAGGUAGACAAUAUCAAAUAUGAAGAGAAUACAUUCAAACUGUUCCAAGACCCAUCAAGGAUUACGCUACUCAAAAGAAAAGCAUUGAAAGCUCUUACAGAUUUAUUGAGAGAAAGGAAGAUCCUAUAUAGAUGGGGAUUCCCCUUUUCAUUGACUGUAAAUAAAGAGGGGACAACCACUACAGACGCAGCUGAAGACUGACACAACUCUCGAUGGCAAAGGCAAAAAGAAUUGCGGACAGGUGAGCCACAAUGGGCCAGAUCUCUUGCAUGCUGGUUCCCAAGAUGGCCCUCGCAACUCCGCAGGACCCAUUAAUACUGCACACCAGCCCCAUAGUGCAUCUGAAAGCGCUGGCCGCAGAAAUAUCGCAGCAUCCACAGCUAAGAAAUUGGGGAAAUAUGCCAGGGACCAGAUGGAGACCAACACAGCUCAAGACAGUGGUGAUGCUACCUCUCCUCCGGCUUCUCCAUAUAACUCCCCCGCACUCUCCCCAUAUCAUGACCAAAGUGAGGACUCUCAGCAAGCUACACCAGGCCAGCCCACGCUAGCAGAGGUAAUGGCACUUAUUCCUACUAAACAUGCAGUCACAAUUAGCAAGUUUGACGACCUCAAAGCAGAUCUCGCCUUACUUAAACAUGAUGUGCAGAAAAUGCACCACGGAAGCAGAAAGAAUCAUCAGCACUCUGGAAGACACCAUAGUUCCCAUACCUGACAACAUUCAUAAUAUGACGCAGCAAAUAAGAGACCUCACAGCUAAAACAGACAACAUGGAGAAUCGCUUGUGCAGGAUAAUAUCAGGCUGGUGGGCCUUCCUGAAAGGGCAGAGGGGGGCAAUCCUGAACUGUUUGUUGAGAAUUGGCUCAAGGAAAAGAGCUGAGUCUUUCUCCUCAUCCUUCAUAGUUGAGAGGGGACAUAGAAUUCCUGCCCACCCCCUCCGCCAGGUGCACCUCCAAGGCCUCUCAUUGCCCGUCUUCUAAAUUACAAAGACCGCGACCGAGCACUCUCCGAAGCCAGGAAAUCAUACAUGACAACACAAAAGUACCCAUUUACCCAGAUUUUUCCAUUGAAGUACGUAAACAAUUCCUGAAAUUUACCGAAGCCAAGAGAAGAUUACGUCAGCACAAUUUGCCCUACGCCAUGCUCUUCCCUGCCAGAUUAAGGGUUCAAGAGGAUGACCAAACACAUUUUUUCACAAGACCAGAGGAUGCAAUUCAUUGGCUCGAGUCAAAAGCCAAUAGAUCACUACGACGUUAAAGCAUUAAUUUGUGCAGUACCUACAACCUUCAGUUUGCUCGCUCCGUUGGGAAUGUUUAUUCUACCUGUGAGCACAGGACACAAUGUUCAAUAGACUCCUAGGGGGGAAUUCACAAAAGUGUCGGUAAAAAAAGUAACCCAGAAGUGGCGGUCGACAAAUUUGUAAAAUGUCGUAUGUACGUCAAAUUCACAAAGGGAGAUGUCACUGUCUUUGAAUCUCUCGUAAGUCCGGCAUUUUUAUAAAAUGUCGUAUAUAUUUUGUCGGUGGAACGACGGUUUAGUUAAAUUGUCGUAGUUACGUCAAAUUCAAGAAAAAAGGCGCAAUCACUGUACAACUGAUUAAAAUAAUGUCGUUAGAACGAAUAAAUAUGUCGUGUACCCGAAAGAACAUUUCCUAGCACGACAACUGCAGAAUAGCUUCACGUCACGUUGUAGAUGAGUUCUGUCACUCAGAGGAAGCUGCUUAAUCCUGAGGAGAUUUCGUUUUUCCGAAGAUAUUGUUCCUGAGGUUAUUCUAUAUAUAUUUAAAAUUUUCUAUUUAGAUUUCCUGGUUUUGACCUUGGCUUGUUUCUGGACACUGUUGCCUGCUGCCUGACCCGACCUUUGGCCUGUUUACUGGACUCUGUUUUUGCCUGCAGAUUCUUUUCAUCACAGAUUAUGGAAAUUAUAUUUCCCUCACUGUUUUUCUUCCAUUUAAGAAAGAAAAGAAUGGAAAAAGUCGAUAAGCCUUUUAAUAAUGGAAAGCAAGUUAAAAGGCGCAAAUGCCAGAAGAUAAAAAUGUUUCGUGACCGAGUGACGCUGGUGGACCUAACGGACACUGAGAUUAAGGAUCGAUACAGGCUAAACACUGUGGAGAUUCUAUCGCUGUAUGAUGUGCUGAAAGUGAAUUUGUGCAAGCCAACUAAAAGAUCUCACGCCAUCCCUGGCCUUGUACGUUUGCUGUUGGCAUUAAAUUUUUUUGCAAAAGGUGACUUUCAAAGUUGCAUAGCAGUGAUUGGCGGUGUGUCUCAAAGCUCUUGCAGCCGCUCAUUGGAUGAAGUUUUGAAAGCAAUUAUGUUAGUUUAUAAAUCGUAUGUCUACUUUCCUUCUGACAGCAGUUAUUUGAAUACAGUUAAAGGAAAAUUUUAUGAGAUUGGCGGAUUUCCUAACAUUGUGGGAAUUAUAGAUUGUACACACAUUACACUAUGCCCACCUGCUGACCUGGAGCACAUUUACAGAAAUCGGAAGAGCUCCCACAGCAUUAAUGUCCAGCUUGUGUGUUCCUUUAAUCUAAAAUUUGUGGAUAUAGUUGCUAAAUUCCCAGGCUCUUCUCACGAUUCGUAUAUCUUGUCAAAUUCAUCUUUGUCUGAACGUUUUCAACAGGGCGAAUUCAAAGAUUCGUGGCUAUUAGGAGAUUGUGGAUAUCCGUUAAAAACUUGGCUGAUGACGCCAGUGUGGCGGCCUAAGAAUGCAAAAGAAAAAAACUACAACCGAGUCCAUGCUACAACAAGAUGUAUAAUUGAAAGAGCAUUUGGAAUCUUAAAGAGCAAAUUCCGUUGUUUGGACAUCACUGGGGGGUCACUACUGUACUCGCCUGAAAAGGUGUGCUACAUUGUUGUAGCGUGUGUUGUUUUACAUAAUAUCAUUAUACAAAGGGUCCAAAAUGAUGUAUGUGAAAUCCAACCAGCAUGUGAAGAAAACACUGACCUUCAAAUGCAUGUUGACCAGAAUGAAGCAAUUAUCACAAGGAACGAUUUGAUUCAACGAUUUUUUUGAUUGAUUCACUUGACUUUGGGAGGUUACAUUUUUUUUUGUAAAACUUGUUUAUAUUCUUAUUGUUGAUAUCUUGUUAAAUGUAUUCAUAUGAAAAGCUUACAAAACAAUCUUAAAAGGGUGGUUCUCCUUUACAGUAAAUUUACUUAUGUUAUAGAAAGGCUAAUUGAAAGGAACUUUUCAAUUGUUUUUCAUUAUUUAAUUUAAUUUAGAGUUAUAUGUCAUUUAUAUGCCAUUUUCUUCUAACUCUUCUUUUGACAGCAUUCCAAUGGGCGUCACUGUCCCCCUUCUAAAAAACAAAUGCUCUGUAAAGCUACAAAUUUAUUGUUAAUGCUUCUUUGUUUUGUGAAUGUUGCUAUUCAGGCCUCUCCUGUUUAGAUUCCAGUUUCUUAUUCAAAUCAAUGCAUGAUUGCUAGACAAAUGUUGGCCCUAGUUUGCAGAUUGGUUCAGAUGCAAAUUGAAGAAGCGCUGAAUAGAACUGAAAUAGUUGAGCUCCUGUUUGAAAUGUAACAGCCUAUACACACCUCAUAUAGCCUGUAUGGCGGUAUUCUUUAUUCAUUUGUCCAUACAAAAUCUCUUCUGUUCAGUAAAAUUUUGUCGGCUGGCGAGCCGUGUACAGCCUCCUUCAAAUCAUUUCUAAGAUUUAUUACGAUAUUCAGGUGGGGUAGCGUGAUGGACAUUUGCAAAAAAUUUAAUUUUCCACAAAUGUUUGCACAACCAGAUUUACACAUUUGUUUUAAUUUCAUGCAACAGAAUAUUGUGUCACUAAAAUUCUUUGUUUAUAAAACAUCCCACUAUUCAGAUUUGUAUUGAAAUUAAAAGACAUACCACUGUUAUUUUUCACAUUGAAAUUGGAGUAAAUAGUAAUGCAUAUUAAAAUGAUAUUUAACUUAUUGAGCAUGGUGGUAUAUUUUUUAUAUUCUU
Molecule: messenger RNA, 4979 nt
Organism: Xenopus laevis (African clawed frog)
Lineage: Eukaryota; Metazoa; Chordata; Amphibia; Anura; Pipidae
Product: putative nuclease HARBI1
Exons: 4
Coding region: 2961-4058 (365 amino acids)
Source: RefSeq, a predicted model, not a curated record